UAUUUUGCUAUUUUCUUAAACUUAAGUGACUGUGCCCCCUCCACCACAUUCCAUAUACUUUUAACCGGAAAAGAAUUUGUCUACAUUGGUGGCCUGAAAAGUUCAGGCUUUGAGUGCCAUCCCUGUAAGCCUCGUCCCAGAGGCUCCGGAUGUCGUAACUGCUCUCUUUGUCAAGUUGGUUAUUUCAUGUACCGCAAACAGAUGUGUGUCAAGUGUCCUGCAGGUGAUAAAAGAGAUUUAAAAUGCUUCAUGUCAUAGUUAAAUAAUUUUGGAACAACAGCAACAUAACUAGAGAAAAUUCGAGGCUUUGUUAGUUACGUUCUUUUAAUAGAAGAGGUCUCAAGCUUGGUCAAUCCAAGUGCUAGUAUCCUAACUGAAAUUUUCCUUUAUCCCAUUGUCGUUUCCUUUGCUAUCGUUUUAAAGUUUUCAUUCUCGCUUUCUUUUUUUCAUUAGUUGGUUUUUCGUGUUAAGUGAGCUGAUGGUUGUAGGGCCACUGCCAAUAAGGCCAGUUUUCACUCAUAAUCAGUUUUAUGUCGUUGCAUCCUUCUUACAUAAUAUCUGGUGGCUACCGUUUCAUUUCCGUUUUAGUUUCUUUUCCGGUUUUACGUUACGUUCCGUGUCACGUGACAAUUUCACGUUUUUUGACAUUUUGGAGAGAGUUUUACCUUCGUGUUGCUGUUUUAGUUCGCAAAAUAGUUCUUUAACGUGGUUGCGAUUGUGAUCGUGAUUGCGUUAUUGCGAUUUCCCUUUUUCUUGUACGUUAUCUUGUAACGCUACACACGGAUUAAAGGGGAAAGCCACAUAUCUUCACAGGUGGUUUUUAUCAGGAUGAAAUGGGACAACUUAAUUGCAAAAGAUGCAGUAUUGGUACAUUUGUGUCUGAAACGCGACGUCCUGGGACAAGUUCUACGGACUGUGUGGCAUGUCCAUAUGGUAACUGAUGUUUUGUCUUUGAGACACUCUUAAGAUUUUUCACCAUCAAAACCUCUCUCUUCAGGACAUUCCAUGUGUGUUUUAUAGCGUUGCAGGGAAAAGAAAAUGUCUAUUCUCAACCCAAAACGGGAACGGCUGGCAAAUUAAUUUCUCGCCAGUUUGAGUACCGCUGAACUUCAUUUUGUGUCCUCGGAGCUAAUUCUUAACUAACUGUAAGCGGUUUGAUGGGUUGAAUUUACUUUUAAGGUUGGUUUUGCGCCUUUGUAAGAAAUAAUGUUAAUAAACUAUUUAUCUAAAUUGCAGGUACUCUCUCCAACGAGACUGCGGAAUAUCGAGCAUGCAGAUGCCUUCAAAACUUUUAUCGGCUGGAUCGUUUUGGCCCGUGCUCAGCAUGUCCACUACACGGUUUUGUUUGUGAGAAGGAUACAGCGAUACUUGCUCCUAACUUCUUCUGGAAAUGGUCAAAUCAGUCUGAAAAACAACUCUUCAAAGGUUUUGUUAACAACAUCCACUCUUCUAAACCAGAUUACGACACGUCAUAUUCUACGUUUAAUACUUUACUUCCAAAGCCACUCAAAUGUCCUUAUGCCAAGUCUUGCGAGGGUGGAAUCGACUCUGAAUGCCACCAUGGAUAUAAAGGAGUUUUGUGUGCAACCUGCUCUAACGGCUUUUACUUCCGAUUUCACACUUGCUUGAAAUGUCCUCGGUUAACUGUAACAGUUACUUCUUCCAUCUUAGUAAUUGCUCUUUUUGUUGCUGUGUUUCUAAUGGUUCUUUGGGGUGACUCCAAACGUGCAGAGAAUAACCGGACGGUUGCAGAUGUCGUCAUGUCGUGCUUUAAGAUUGUGAUUGGUUUUUACCAAGUCAUUGCUGGAAUCUUCUCGGCAUUAGCGAAAGUCCAGUGGCCAGUCAUUUUGAUCUCAACGGAGAAGGUUCUAAAAGUGUUUGAAGGGAACAUCUUGCAGUUUGCGCCACUAAGCUGCAUUCAUUCUUCCCUGCGUCUCGAUGAGCUCGGAAAGUUCACAGUGAUCGUUGCUUUGAAUGUCCUACUUGUCGGCUUGAUUUUCCUUUAUCUUUUCGUUAAAAGACGCUACAUUAUAAACAUAACUGACCGAGCCGAAAGCCAAAAAAUAAGGGAAAUUAAGAGUUUGAAGAAAUCUUGCUAUCGGAACAUUUUCCUAUUGUUGUUGACGACCUACCCCACGACGAGCAAAUCGAUUAUUCAGAUUCUGCCUCUUCCUGGUGCGUGUGUAGAAACGUGUUUCUCUAAAGAAAAGCUCGACUGUAUCUUCCUGCUGAGAGCUGACUACUCCAUCCAGUGUUUCACUCCUCGCCACAGCUUGUAUUGGCUCAUGGCCUCUAUUCUGGCAUUAUAUCCCGUGGGAUUUCCACUUUUGGCUUUGUUUCUCACUUACAAAUAUCGUGAGUCCCACGAAAACGAAGCAGUCUCUUUCGGGCUCAGAGUAUUCUUUGAAAACUACAAGAAGAAAUUUUGGUUUUGGGAGGUCAUAGAGAUGUACCGAAAACUGAUAUUGAUCUCAUUGAUUUUCCUAUUUGGAUCUAAAAGCCUUCCUCAAAUAGGCCUCACAGUUCUGACAGUCAGCGUCUUUGGAGUGCUCUACACCGUGUUCCGACCAAUCAAGGACAAGUUUGAAGACAGCUUACAAACAUUUGUUCUUUGGAUAAUUUUCUUUGACGUUUGUCUUGGUGCAGUUUACACAAACUGGGAUGAGAGUCAAGGAGGGGACAAGAACGACUCCAUCUUUGUAAAUGUCCUGUUCGUGGUCCUUAACGCCUCUGUAUUAUUAAUUGCCAUUGGUAAGUCACAGUGCUGCUCUUUACGUUUUAUGGAUUAAUUUAACUUUACUUUCAAAUAUUAAAAGUGCAAAUAGCAAUUACUGGGAAGUUUUAAGGAAGUGGGAUGUCUAAAUGUCGCAUCUGUGGAAUUUAGCAUCAUACGUUGUGUAUAUUUAGGCAUUUCCACUUUGCUUUUUCAUAUUGCUUCACAUUUUGUCUUUCCCGUUUUAGUUAUGUUAUGACUUAGAAUUAAGUGUUUUUGUUACUUCGGAGAAAUCUUGCAUAUCAUUGUUUAAAAGCAAUUAUGCAACAUAGCUGGUACUCUUCGGUAGAAAGCUUUGCAGUUAUCGUUUAUCAUACAACCUGAUUGGAUUAGUGAAUAUUACUGGUUGCUCAGAUCACUAAGUUGUGCUCAGUUAUUCAAGCAGCUGGAACGAAAACUGUCCAUAUAUAUCUUGCUUGAGAGUCAUGCCUUAUCAAAUACCAAGAAAACGCCUCAGUGAAUCUAAUAAGCUUCUAUUUUAUACAUACUGAGAUUAAUACUGUGAAGUACUAUUGUUCGUGUCUCUGAUUGGACGAAAGAUAUAUUUGAACAAUCGUUCGCUUCCCAUCUUUGAAAUGGGUCGGUCAUUAAGAAAAAAUGAGGAGAAUGCACUCCCUCCCGUAGCCUAAAAAAAGUCAGAGUACGAGUUAUUGGGAAAUUUUGGUUAACCCUAACCCUAAGAGGUUCCUCGUUAACACUUUAUACAAAAAUACAAACGUUAUUGAAAAAUUGAUAAUUAUGCUAUUCCGUUCUUAUCUUUUACUGCGUCAGGAAAGGGAAUAUCACAUGUGAAGUUAUUUCGCAAGUACUUUACCGUCUGCCCGAUGAGACGUUUCAAUUUCCUUCGCCAAGGACUGGCGAUUCUUAAGAAUAAAGCGGUCACCACAACACCUGAAGAAUCAUGCUUGAUCGAGGAUAGCACCUAA
Messenger RNA from Pocillopora meandrina, 3699 nucleotides. NCBI's taxonomy places the organism in Eukaryota, Metazoa, Cnidaria, Anthozoa, Scleractinia, Pocilloporidae. The record is from the annotation of a GenBank genome assembly.